AUGGGCAGGGAAAACCAGACGUGGAUGAGUGAGUUCAUUCUGCUGGGGCUGUCCAGCUGCUGGGAGACUCAGGUCUCCCUCUUCGUCCUUUUCCUGGCCAUGUAUCUGGUGACUGUGCUGGGGAACUUCCUCAUCCUCCUACUUAUCAGACUGGACAACAGGCUGAAUACACCCAUGUACUUUUUCCUCAGCGUCCUCUCAUUUGUCGACAUCUGUUACACCAACAGCACUGUCCCCCAGAUGCUUGUUCACUUCCUGUCAGCCCGGAAGUCCAUCCCGUUCCCCAGCUGUGUGCUCCAGCUCUAUGCAUCCUUGGCACUGGGCGGGUCUGAGUUCUUCCUGCUGGGAGCCAUGGCCUAUGACCGCUACGUGGCAGUGUGCCACCCGCUGCACUACACAGUCACCAUGCACGGAGGGCUGUGCCUGGGGCUGGCUGCCGGCUGCCUGGUGGCUGGUUUCAUUAAUUCACUGAUGGAAACAAUCAUCACCUUUCGGCUUCCUCUGUGUCACAACGUUAUUAAUCACUUUACCUGUGAGACCCUAGCGGUGCUACGGCUGGCCUGUGUGGACAUCUCCUUCAACAUGGUCAUGGUGGCCAUUUCGGGGUUUCUGGUGCUCAUGGUUCCUUGUUCCCUUGUUCUGUUCUCCUAUGGUCGUAUAGUUUUCACCAUUCUGCGCAUUCGUUCUACUCAGGGGUGUAGGAAAGCUUUUGGGACUUGUGCCUCCCACCUCGCUGUGGUUUGCAUGUGCUUUGGGGCUACCAUCUUCACCUACCUGGGGCCACGGUCAGCUUCUUCAGUGGAAGAGGAGAAGAUGGUUGCUCUGUUUUAUGCUGUGGUGGCACCUAUGUUGAACCCCUUGAUCUACAGCUUGAGGAAUAAGGAUGUUAUGGCUGCUUUCUGGAAAGUUUUAGAGAAAUUUGGAGCUAAAGAGUAA
Messenger RNA from Hipposideros armiger (great roundleaf bat), 936 nucleotides. Its product is annotated as olfactory receptor-like protein OLF3. NCBI's taxonomy places the organism in Eukaryota, Metazoa, Chordata, Mammalia, Chiroptera, Hipposideridae. Gene Ontology annotation, molecular function: G protein-coupled receptor activity; olfactory receptor activity. The transcript has a single exon. The record is from RefSeq and is a predicted model, not a curated record. Gene Ontology annotation, cellular component: membrane. Bases 1 to 936 code for a protein of 311 amino acids. Gene Ontology annotation, biological process: G protein-coupled receptor signaling pathway.